UGAGAGGGGAACAGGAGGAGGGACAGAGGGAUGGGGAAGGCUGCACAAAAGAAUUCCUCACCCCAAGCCCCCGGACCGGCAGCGAGUAAAGAAGCAGCUCUGCUCCCCCUCCUCCUUCCUCCCUCCCAUCGACCCACCCCGGCUGGGCACUGGUCAUAGAGCAGCUGAGGGCUUUCGGAGAGAACCCGCGCAGACUCCUGUAGGUGGCAACACUGCCACCUGUUUGACCAGUGGGGCUGAGCCAAGGACUGGAAAAGGGAGGAGGCAGACAAGUCGGAGAGGAGCUGGGAAGCAGUGCAGUGCAGAGCAGAGAGCAGAGUGGAGCUGCCGCUGAGAAAAGUGCGACUGUAUCUGGUUUGGCCUGCUCUUCCUCACCUUUCUCCUCUCCCUGGGCUGGCUGUACAUCGGGCUCAUCCUUCUCAAUGACCUGCACAACUUCAAUGAGUGUGUCACAGAUCCCCCCCUUCCUCUGCAUACAUGUUAAUCUAUGCCCCACCUUGGGACCCCUGGGUGCUCAGUCAUUCCCGGCCCUGCCCAGCUGUCCUGCUACCCAACCUCCUUAGAAAAUUGCUCCACGAAGUCUCCCCAGUCCUUGGAGCCCCUGGCCCCAUGAAAGGCUUCCCUCUCACUCCCUUCUAGUCCUCCUUCUGAACCCACCCACCCCAACUCCCCUCAGGCCACUAUUAACACCCCUUCCCCCACUCAGACACCUCUCUCUCCCCUCCCACAGAUUCCUGUUCCAACACUGGGGACACUGGAUGGACUGGUCCCUGGCAUUUCUGCUGGUCAUCUCUCUACUUGUCACAUAUGCAUCCCUGCUAUUGCUCCUGGCCCUGCUCCUGCGGCUCUGCGGCCAGCCUCUGCAUCUGCACAGUGUCCACAAGAUGCUGCUGCUCCUCAUCAUGCUUCUUGUGGCCGCUGGCCUCGUGGGACUGGACGUCCAAUGGCAGCAGGAGUGGCGUAGCUUACGUCUGUCACUGCAGGCCACAGCCCCGUUCCUUCAUAUUGGAGCAGUUGCUGGCAUCACCCUCCUGGCCUGGCCUGUUGCUGAUACCUUCUACCGUAUCCAUCGAAGAGGUCCCAAGGUUCUGCUACUGCUCCUAUUUUUUGGAGUUGCCCUGGCCAUCUACCUGGCCCCACUGUGCAUCUCCUCACCCUGUAUCAUGGAACCCAGAGACUUACCCCCCAAGCCUGGUCUGGUGGGACACCGAGGGGCCCCCAUGCUGGCCCCCGAGAACACCCUGAUGUCACUGAGGAAAACAGCCGAAUGUGGAGCUGCUGUGUUCGAGACUGAUGUGAUGGUCAGCUCUGACGGGAUCCCCUUCCUCAUGCAUGAUGAGCACCUGAGCAGGACCACAGAUGUGGCCUCAGUGUUCCCAGCCCGAACCUCCUCCCACAGCAGCGACUUCUCCUGUGCUGAACUGAAGAAGCUCAAUGCCGGGACCUGGUUCCUAGAGAGGCAACCCUUCUGGGGGGCCAAACGGCUGUCUGACCCUGAUCGGAAGGAGGCUGAGAACCAGACAGUCCCAACAUUGGAAGAGCUGCUGAAGGAAGCUGCAGUCCUUAACCUUUCUAUCAUGUUUGACUUGCGCCGCCCCCCACGAAAUCACACAUACCAUGACACAUUUGUGAACCAGACACUGGAGACUGUGCUGAGUGCAAGGGUGCCCCAAGCCAUGGUCCUUUGGCUACCGGAUGAAGAUCGGGCUAAGGUCCAACAACGGGCACCUAGAAUGCGCCAGAUAUAUGGACAGCAGAGAAGCAACAGAACUGAGAGGCCCCAGUUUCUCAACCUCCCCUAUCAAGACCUGCCACUGUUGGAUAUCAAGGCACUACACCAGGAUAAUGUGUCGGUGAACCUAUUUGUGGUGAACAAGCCCUGGCUCUUUUCCCUGCUCUGGUGUGCAGGGGUGGACUCGGUCACCACCAACGACUGCCAGCUGCUACAGCAAAUGCGUUACCCCGUCUGGCUUAUCCCCCCUCAAACCUACCUAAUGAUGUGGAUCAUUACCAAUUGUGUCUCCACCCUGCUGCUUCUGUGGACCUUCCUCCUGCAAGGGAGAUGUAAGAAGGAAAGAGAGAAAACUGGCUUAGAAACAGCAGUGCUGCUGACCAGGAUCAACAAUUUCAUAAUGGAGUGAAUGCCCAGCUCCGGACCCCCACCUACCAGAGUCUGAGGCCUCUCUGGAUUGGCUAACAGCAAGGAAGAGAGAGCAGCUGAGAUGGAAAGUUGGUGGGGUUGGGGUGGGGUAAACUUUGUCAACAGGAGGUUUUGAACCAUGAGGGCCCUCUGCACAGAUGGUGGGCAUGCUGCAAGCUUCCAUGGAAUCUGCUCCUCUUAGGGUUUUCACCUGAGGUUAGGUUAGGAAGACAGUGACUCAUAGGAAGUUUCUCUGCAAAUGUUAACAGAGGAAGUGGAAAGGAGGUUGCCAAGAUAAUGUUUCAGACCUGUGUGUGCGUGUUCUCGAGUAGAAGACACAAGGUGUGUCAGGGAUGGGAUAGCUUGGACCUAUGACUGAAGGAGAUGACAAAAUGGCCUUUGCUGGAGAACUAAGAUGAUGGAGUCACCAAUCCCCACUCCAUUCACUGUCUCCCCUGACCCCUGCAAUUUAGCUGCUUUCCUGCCUAGACGCUGAGGGCCGAAGAGCCCAUCUAGCCAUUUAAUUCUGUGACUAUAACUGGCUUUUUGCUGUGCACAGCCUUUUCUUCAAGACAGGUUGGUUCCUGUAUGGUGUCAAUCUGCUUAUUCAAUGAAUUUAACUCCUGUUU
Messenger RNA from Prionailurus viverrinus (fishing cat), 2769 nucleotides. It is a transcript of the gene GDPD2, whose product is annotated as glycerophosphodiester phosphodiesterase domain containing 2. NCBI's taxonomy places the organism in Eukaryota, Metazoa, Chordata, Mammalia, Carnivora, Felidae. Gene Ontology annotation, biological process: lipid metabolic process. The transcript is spliced from 14 exons. Bases 759 to 2141 code for a protein of 460 amino acids. Gene Ontology annotation, cellular component: membrane. The record is from RefSeq and is a predicted model, not a curated record. Gene Ontology annotation, molecular function: glycerophosphodiester phosphodiesterase activity.